Messenger RNA from Aricia agestis (brown argus), 4227 nucleotides. It is a transcript of the gene foxo, whose product is annotated as forkhead box protein O. Gene Ontology annotation, molecular function: DNA-binding transcription factor activity, RNA polymerase II-specific; RNA polymerase II cis-regulatory region sequence-specific DNA binding. The transcript has 9 exons. The record is from RefSeq and is a predicted model, not a curated record. Lineage: Eukaryota; Metazoa; Arthropoda; Insecta; Lepidoptera; Lycaenidae. Gene Ontology annotation, biological process: regulation of transcription by RNA polymerase II. Gene Ontology annotation, cellular component: nucleus. The coding region runs from base 702 to 2219 and encodes 505 amino acids.
CCGAGCUUGUGGUUCAGUGUACGUGCGACCGCUCGCUACUGAGGACGGAUUAUUGUACCUCGCGCGCCAUACUUAUUACGCAGUAGCGAGAUUCGCAGACCGCGUGGACUUUGUAAAAAACCAGUGUUUUCGCUCGAAUCGGACUCGUUUCGCCGUCGUUUCUCGAACGAUACGUACUCCAGUGAUAACAGUUGUCAGUGUGAAAAAGUUUGUUGUUGUCCGGGAGUGCUCCGACUCGCUGGGAUCGACAGUUCUGGACCUCCGCCGGUCGGGACCGAAACGUUCUCGUCGGCCACGUUACAAGGUUAUCGCGACUCGAGCCCGCCGCCGAUGAAUUGGAAAAUAGGCGCGUAGUCGCUCACGUGGUGUGCGCCCCGCCCCCGCCUCGCUCCGCGCUUAUAUUUAGCGAAAAUCACCUCUCGGGAGCGGUCCGACGGCGGACACGUUUCUCCGGCAUCUCUGUUUACGAACUCGUAAUAUACGCCACGCGCGGAGCCCGGGCUCGGCGCACCGAUAAGGAGGAGCCAGAUAACCUCCGAGGAUCGCGAUCCGCGAUCGUCGUUCUAGAAAUAGAGGGAAGUCGAGUUUUAGAUAAUCGCCGAUCGAAUGCCCCACGUCGCGCGGGUCGAGCGCCGCUGAGCGCCUGAUUAGACACACCCACCAAAAAAUUCCACACGUUUGUUUACAUAACGAACGCUGAGAUGUCGGCACAGGGGGGCGGGAGUUUCCACAGCCCGUGGUCCUCGCAGACGGGGCUGUCCGAGCUGGACGGCGCGAUGGGCGAGCUGGAGCCCCUGGGGGAACUGACGGAGGUAGGCUUCGAGCCUCAGACGCGCGCGCGCUCCAACACGUGGCCGCUGCCCCGGCCCGAGAACUACAUCGACCCCGACGACGGGGGCUCCAAGAAGAGCUCCACGCAGAACCUCUCCGGCGCGCCACCAUUGCCCACAGCAGUGACUGCGAAAAAAAACUCCUCCCGCAGAAACGCAUGGGGGAACCUCUCGUACGCCGAUCUCAUUACUCAGGCCAUCACCUCCUCCCAGGACAAGAGACUGACGCUAUCCCAAAUCUACGAGUGGAUGGUCCACAAUGUGCCAUAUUUUAAGGACAAGGGUGACAGCAAUUCGUCAGCUGGAUGGAAGAACUCGAUCCGCCACAACCUGUCGUUGCACAACCGGUUCAUGAGGGUCCAGAACGAGGGGACGGGGAAGUCCUCGUGGUGGAUGAUCAACCCCGACGCCAAGCCCGGCAAGUCCGUCCGCCGACGAGCGCUGUCCAUGGAGACGUCCAAGUCCGAGAAACGGCGAGGCAGGGUAAAGAAAAAGCCCGAAACGCUGAGGAAUGGAGCGACAGCCGACGCGACGCCCAGCCCGAGCAGCUCGAUCUCCGAGAGCCUAGACAUUUUCCCCGACUCGCCCAUCCACAGCAACAAUUUUCAGUUGUCGCCGGACUUCCGGCAGCGGGCCUCGUCGAACGCGUCGUCGUGCGGCCGCCUGUCUCCUAUCCCGUCGCUGAUAGCCUCAGAGCCGGAAUGGGGGGCGGAUUACGCCCCGGCCUCAGAUUUUCCGGCGAGUGACUUUACGCAAGCCGAUUUCGCCCAGGACGAGACGCUAGCCGGCACCCUCGCGGACUCCAUGAAGCUCCAUACGGCCGACCCAUUCCUCACAACUACGUACGUUCCAACCACAUCAUCAUCGUCGUCCGGCGGCACCUAUCGGUUCGCGUACGCGUGCCCCCGCCACCCGCACGGCGGCUGCGCGUGCGCCGCGCUCUACCCCGCUCACCCCGCGCACCCGCAACACAACCACCCCCUGGACCGGUUCCUCCGACCGCCGCCGCCCGCUGACCCCGCUGAUAUCAUGCAAACAGAGAACUGUCAAACCCAAAUGGUGACGUCGUCGGAGAUGAACGGGGACAUGAUGUCCGGGGCGAUGGGGCCGACCACGGUGAUGGGACAGAUCAUGGGGGCGCUGAACACCGGCCUCGCGGAGGACCUAAACAUUGAGUCGCUGGGGCAGUUCGACUGCAACGUCGAUGAGGUGAUAAAGCACGAGCUGAGCAUGGACGGCACGCUGGACUUCAACUUCCCGCAGCAGCAGUCCGCCAUGGCGGCGGAGGCGGAGAGCCAGUUCGUGGCGCCCGCGCCGCCCGUGCCCACCACCCUCGACAACGGAGCCGCGCGCCCGCCCUACACCGUCGCCCCCUCAUGGGUCCACUAGUUACCUACCGCUUCGGGGUUCCAUACUCCUGCGACCAGGGGUUCCCUGCCAGGGGUAACGUCCCUGCAACCAGGGGUUUUGACCGGGGUUCCGUAUCCCUGCUUACCGGGGGCUCCCGAUUGCGGUUCAAUACCCCUGUCAACCAGGGGCUCCCAACCGGGGUAGUAUAUCCCUUAUUCACGGGGUCUUCGGGCUACCAACCCCUGCGACUUGUAAAUAUUGUUACGUUGUAGUCGAGAUUUUUGUUCAUGUUAACUAAUGUUAGAAUUUUAUUUAGUGUUAACGGUUACGAGUGAGUGUCAAUUGUGCUUAGGGUAAGUCUAGUUGGCUCGUGAGGGGGAGCGGGGUGCGGAAGGCCGACAUGCGAAAACAACAUGAAGAUAACAUGGUUUCAAGACGUUGAAACUACAAACCACAUCACAACGGCGAAACGAAGACCAGUUAUUGAUAGACUGAUAAUGGGUGUUCUGAGUUUUUGAGUGCGUAUUUGACACAAGUGUAGUGUAACCUCGCGAGUACGUAUGUAGUUGGGAAGUAGAUGUAGAUUUCAUACAGGUAUAUACUAUUAAACUUCGUUUACAGGAACGCUUUUGACAUCGCAACAAAGCUUAGCAUCUUAAACUCAAUCUGCGAUUUUGCGUUUGUGUAAACGAAAGUUUAUUCUUAACCCCAAAGUAAGAAUUUUGUAAACUCAAGUCGAUCAAACACAGGUGCCAUCGUAGGAAUUAAAUAUUAUGUAAGUAAAUGCCAGUCCGUGCAAUUGAUUAUGUUGUUCACUUAGUUGUAAUGUAAUGUAACCAAAAUAACACGUAAAUGUUAAAUCAUUAAUUUUGUAAACAAAUUGUAUACUUUUGUUGAUUACCUUUCAAAUAUUGAAGUGAUACGUCGUUUAAUGAAAACAAAUUCUUUGAAGUCUAUUGACUUCCUCUGCUGAAAAUAUUUAAGACUAGUUUAAUCGAAUGCUCGGUUCUAUUAUUAUGGUGGUGCUUGUUAUUAUAAUCCAUAAUAUUGAAGUUAAACAAACCAUAUUUUGUUUAACCGUCGAUAAAUAUGAAAUGAUGAAACUGGGCCACACUAUUUCUGGUUUAAAUCAAUGAAAUAAAUUCAAUUGAAUGUUCAUGAAAACGAAUUUAAUAUUUUUUUACCAGUACAUUCAUAUUGACCUAAACCUAAAAAGAAAAUAUUAGGCACACAGUAACAUUUACUUAACAAAACUUUAUUUAUUUUAUUAUCUAAAAUAUCACUUUAAAAGUAACUGACAUUGCCAAAAAGUCAAGUAGAAACCAAAAGAAAAUCCUUGCUCUAUAGACACAAGUACAUAUUAUUAUAGUUUGAAGUCGUCUAUAGUCAAUAACUUGAGUCGAGGCACACAUCUUAUGCACAAAACUUCUAUGAAGUUCCUUGCCCCUUCUCAUGAUUUUGACUUCUCCUUCUGGCAGUAACGAAAUAUUCAAUAUCUGUGUAGCUAUUCAAUAGAUAAAAUAUUGUAAACAUUUUGGAGUAUCAAGCACAAUGUUAUACAUAAUAUAUGCUAAAGCUGAGAUCUGUACGCAUUUUCUGCUCUUUUUAUUGAACAUUAAUUCACCUUCGAUUCAGUCCGGAUCUCAUUAAAAAGCAAAAAAGUAUUCUCAUAUACGGCAAACGGAUUAUUUUGACAAAACACUUCUGACGUUGAUUUGACGUUUUGUUAGAAUACAAAUUGUAGUUUUGUUAAACUGAAGUUAUAUUUAAACUACAUCUAAGCUGUGUUGGAUUAAAAUAGCGGAAUCUGGGUACUGAUUUUCAGAUAAAUUACUGUCUACACAGAGGCAGUAUACAAAGAGACUUCAGUUUAGAUAUUGAUUCAAUCGUAUACUCGUUAAGUUCUAUCACGAACUAAAUCUACAAGUAAAAAAUUUACACAGCGAAACUAUACAAGAUCUGCAAGUCUUAGGGGCUGUUUCACCACUUCCUGAUAAGUGCUGGAUAGGCUAUCCACAACUUUUUUUGAGUAUCUGUCAGAAAAGUU